Messenger RNA from Aspergillus puulaauensis, 1269 nucleotides. RefSeq names its product putative PP-loop ATPase superfamily protein (gene NCS6). Lineage: Eukaryota; Fungi; Ascomycota; Eurotiomycetes; Eurotiales; Aspergillaceae. Gene Ontology annotation, molecular function: tRNA binding. The transcript has a single exon. The coding region runs from base 1 to 1269 and encodes 422 amino acids. Gene Ontology annotation, cellular component: mitochondrion; cytosolic tRNA wobble base thiouridylase complex. Gene Ontology annotation, biological process: tRNA wobble position uridine thiolation. The record is from RefSeq and is a predicted model, not a curated record.
AUGGCUCCUUCUCAGUGUUUCAACUGCCAAAAGGCUAGGGCUGUCAUUAUCCGCCCCAAAAACAGGCACAAGCUAUGCCGCGAAUGCUUCCUCCAGAAAUUCGAAACCGAAGUACACGAAACGAUCACCUCAAAUUCUCUAUUCUACCCCGGCGAGCGAAUCGCCAUCGGCGCCAGCGGUGGAAAAGACAGUACGGUGCUGGCCUCGGUUCUGAAGACACUUAACGAGCGAUACAACUACCAACUCGAUUUAUGCCUUCUUUCGAUUGACGAGGGAAUCAAGGGUUACCGCGAUGACAGUCUCGAGACCGUCAAGCGCAAUGCAGUUCAGUACGAAAUGGAUCUGGUUAUAGUCGGGUAUGGCGAACUUUAUGGAUGGACGAUGGACCAAGUGGUGGAACAAAUAGGCAAGAAGGGGAACUGCACGUACUGCGGUGUAUUCCGACGGCAGGCGCUCGAUCGGGGUGCGCAGCGGUUGGGUAUCAAUCAUGUUGUGACGGGACAUAAUGCGGACGAUGUAGCUGAGACCGUGAUGAUGAACUUGUUGCGAGGGGAUCUUCCCCGUCUUUCGCGGGGAACGAGCAUUGUGACGGGCUCUGCGGCAUCCGAUAUCAAGCGCAGUAAGCCGCUAAAGUACGCAUAUGAGAAAGAAAUUGUUCUCUAUGCGCACCAUAAACAGCUGGAUUAUUUUAGCACAGAGUGCAUCUACUCGCCAGAGGCAUUUCGGGGAAGUGCGCGCACGUUGAUUAAGGAUCUAGAGAAGAUCCGGCCAAGCUCGAUCCUGGAUAUCGUGAGGAGUGGUGAGGAGAUGGCUAUCCUUGUGCCUAUAUCAGAUGGGGGUCAAGGGCCUUCCUCUGCGGCAGCUGAGGAUGAGUCUGCAGUCGGUGGCUGCGGCAGUCAAAACGGGAGGACACGGGGUGGCGAGAUGGCAGAGAUGGAGAGGACGUUGGCACAAAACGAAGCCGCUGUGGCGUUGGAGACAGAGAUCAAGGUGCCUCAACAACCGAGCACGGCAGUUCCACUUCCCAAGAAAGGGACGAAGAAUCCCAAGAAGCCACAAAAGAAGGCUGCUGUCAAAAGUCAAGUGCUGGGCAAGUGUGAGCGAUGCGGGUACAUCUCGAGUCAGCGAAUGUGCCAUGCAUGCACACUCCUUGAGGGCCUGAACAAGAACAGGCCCAGGACAGCUAUCGAAAUGGAACUCGAUGCAGAGGAAGAGGAGAGUAGCACAACGCUACGGAGGCAAAUGGAGCAAGUUCAGUUGACGGGAUGA